AUAUUAAUUUGAACCUCAGAGAGAAAACAGGCUGUUGAGGACAGCAUUGAAUUAUAGACUCUAUUUAAAAAAUGAUGAAGUUGCUUUUCGCUUUAACGUUUGUGGCCUUGUGCCAGGCUGGGCCACUGAAGAACAAUGUAGCAUCCAGACUGCAAAGACCACGUUUGACUGAGAUGACCACUCGCGAUGAAAAUUUCCUACUCUUCGAAUUCAAAUGGACUCCAGUUGAAAGUGGGAUAUGGACCGACCCUUUAAUUGGUUACAAGAUGCGAGUGUGGGAAGUGCCAGACGCACCUUCGACAAACCAACGCAAAGAAUACACUAUGUCUGAUGGAAAAUAUAUCGUGCAAGUAGCACGACAAGAAGAAGCAGAAGAAGAGGCUUCGGACGUAACCAAGAGCUUGGAGAAUAUUUUGCUGGCGGAGAUCCGCACUCCAGCAGACUUGGUCACAGCCCCAUACUUCAACGUUAGGAUCGGAGUCAACUAUGAAAUCCGUGUGUCAGCUUUCACUGCCACAUACCAGAGUUCUUAUUCUGAUUAUUAUAGAGUCAGAGUUAUGCCAGCUAUACCCCAAUCGACCUUGGACUCUCAUUCUAUUAAGAUUAAACUAGACUAAGCAUGCAUUACAAUUAAAUGAAGUAUAAACACAAUUCC
This is a messenger RNA of Trichoplusia ni (cabbage looper), 655 nucleotides long. RefSeq lists its product as uncharacterized. The transcript is spliced from 3 exons. The record is from RefSeq and is a predicted model, not a curated record. Bases 72 to 617 code for a protein of 181 amino acids. Gene Ontology annotation, molecular function: protein binding. Lineage: Eukaryota; Metazoa; Arthropoda; Insecta; Lepidoptera; Noctuidae.